This is a messenger RNA of Lepisosteus oculatus (spotted gar), 7749 nucleotides long. The record is from RefSeq and is a predicted model, not a curated record. Lineage: Eukaryota; Metazoa; Chordata; Actinopteri; Semionotiformes; Lepisosteidae.
ACGUCAGUAACAUGAUCGUUUUUCUAAUUACCAGCGAUGUUGAAGAACUUGGUUGACAGUUGCAUCUUUCCUCGCAAAUGAAAUGGUCUUUCUUGACUAUACAGUGAAACACGUAAACUUAAAGUAUUACCCGUAUUGGACAUCAUAAGAAUCGCACAGCACCGUCGUGGUCGAACGAUCACCCGCAGUCAAUGAACAAGUUGUGAGAGCUCCGUUGAAUAGGUCCCAGUUCGCUGGAUUGCAUCAAACUCUGAAAUACGCAUCACAACUGGAGCGAAUUCAAAUAACAGAAUCCAUCUGACUGUCCGUGCGUCCGCUGUACUGGCACGGAGGGCUGUGCAGAUCAGUCACUGUCCGGGCUCUGCUCUGUAUCUUUGCUUACUCAAGCUUAUGGCUUGGAGGCGUGGUUUUGAAGGCGCUGCGUGGUCCAGAAUCUGGUUUUCCCUGCUGAAUUGUUCUUCUGUUCUGCUGAACAGAGGGUGGUGGGGGUGUGGAACGAGCUGGCCAGUCGUGCUGUCCAAGGUCACACUGUAGCACCUUUCAUGAAACAGCUGGAUGGGAUCCUGGGAUCAAUGAGGGCCUGCCAUGCCGAGCUCCCUGCUGUGGGCGGUGGACGUGUUCGGCCGCGUGUUCCACCUGUCCACUGCGGGGCGCUGCUGGGAGCUGUGCAAGGACGUGCAGCUGGAGUUCAAGCGCGUCUCCGCGGCGCAGCAGUGCAGCUGGGGCAUCGCCUGCGACCAUCAGGUCUACCUGUACGUGCACUCCAGCGACGUGCCCAUUCGCUACCAGGAGGAGACCUAUGAGAACCAGCGCUGGAACCCUGUGGACGGGUUCUGCGACCGGCUGCUGCCCAGCGACCGCUGGCAGUGGAGCGACGCAUCGGGCCUGCAGCACCAGCCCCUGGGCGGGUUCCAGCCGCCCUCCGAGCACUGGGAGUGGGAGGCCGACUGGUUCGUGGACGAGAACUUCGGAGGAGAGCCCACCGAGAAGGCGGGCUGGACGUACGCCAUCGAUUUCCCGGCCACCUACACGAAAGACAAGAAGUGGAACUCCUGCGUCCGGCGCCGGCGCUGGAUCCGAUACAGGAGGUACAAGUCGGUGGACACCUGGGCCAAGAUCCCCUCAGAAGAGACCGGGCCUCUGCCAGACCCCUUCAAUGACAUCAGCUGCGGAGGCUGGGAGAUCAGUGAGGAGCCGCAGGGGCGUCUCUCUCUGUGGGCCGUGUCCCUGCAGGGCAAGGUCUGGUUCAGGGAUGGCAUCUGCCACCUCAAUCCCGAGGGCACCAGCUGGACAGAGGUCGUGACCCCUGGGGAAGUGGUGCAGAUCAGCUGUGGGCCGGGGGAUCUGGUGUGGGCUGUGCUCUGGGAGGGGCAGCUGCUGGUCAGGGAGGGCAUCGGCCGGGACAACCCCAAAGGCAGCUCCUGGGUGACUGUGGAUUCUCCCAGCCCGGAAGUGGGUGCUAUUCAUGUGUCCGUGGGCGUGAACGUUGUGUGGGCUGUGACCAAGGACCGCAAGGUGUGGUUCCGGCGCGGAGUGAACUCCCACAAUCCCUGCGGCUCGGGCUGGAUUGGCAUGGUGGGAGAAAUGGUGAUGGUGAACGUGGGGCUCAAUGACCAGGUGUGGGGGAUCGGCGGGGAGGACCGCGCGGUGUAUUUCCGCCAGGGGGUCACGGCCAGCGAGCUCAGCGGGAAGACGUGGAGGGCGGUGACCGCGCCCCGGGACGGAGACAGGUCCCACUCCAGCAGCGCCAGCAGCCUGGCGAGUGCCGGCUGCUUCUUUGGCGGCGAGGUGAGGCUGCCGCCGCGGGGCCCGGGGACGAGCGAGGCCGAGGCCGCCCUGGAGGCGGGGAAGCUGGCCCAGCCUGCCUCCCCGGAGUGGGACGAGCCCGCCCAGAGCCACGUGCCCAAGGUGACGAGCGACAGCUUCAUCUCCGAGCUGGUCUCCGACAAGGGGCGCCCUGAGGCCAGCCAGGACCCAGGCUCCCCGAGCCAGGAGGCCAGCCGGGACCCCCAGUGGAGCAACGUGGACCUGGAGGAGGCACAGACGGACCUGGCCGCCGCCUCCACCUCCGACGCGGCCGACAGCUCCAGCCUGUCCUCCAUCGCCACGUACAACCUGGGGCUGGAGGGGCCGUACGGGGCGGACGAGCACCCCCUGUGGGCCUGGGUGACGGCGGGGGGCUGCGCGGUGGACGCCCACACACAGCUCAGCUGGUUCAGCUCCCCCGCAGGGAUGUCGUCUUCUGCGCAGUGCAUGUCUCUGUCCAUCACCCCUGCUCAGACAGCUGCCUGGCGCAAGCAGAUCUUCGAGCAGCUCAGUGAGAGGUCGAAGAGAGAGAUGGAGAAUUUCCAGCACUAUGAGCAAGCCAUCGAGCAGUCUGUGUGGGUGAAGAAGGGCACCAUGCAGUGGUGGAGGGACUGGAAGCCCCACAAGUGGGUGGACGUGCGCAUCACUCUGGAGCAGUUCUCCAGCACCGACGGCAACAGAGACGGCAUCCUCUUCAUCUACUACACCUUCAAUGAGGAGAAGAAGUACCUCCAUGUGUUCAUAAACGAGGUGACGAUCCUGGUGCCUGUCCAGAGCGACACCAAGCACACCUUCGCCAUCUACACCGCGGAGAGGACCAGGCAGAGGUGGCCCAUUCGGCUGGCUGCUCCCACCGAGCAGGAGAUGCGUGACUGGCUGGCUCUGCUGAGCAAGUCCUCCUGCGACUCCCGUGGGGUGCAAGGCCCCCCCUCGAAGCAGGCCGUCUGGUCCACCACCUGCAAGGGGGACGUCUUCGUCAGCGAGCCGUCCCCCAGCCUGGAGGCCUCGCCCUACCCCGCGCCCUGCGACCAGAUGUUAUGGCGACAGGUCGGGGGGCACCUGAGGUUGGUGGAGUGUAACAGCCUGGGCAUUGUGUGGGGCAUCGGGUACGACCACACCGCCUGGGUCCACACAGACGGCUACGGGGGAGGCUUCUUUCAGGGGCUUCUCAGCAGCACAGACAAUAUCCACACCCAGACUGAUAUCAAAAGUGUUUAUAUCUACGAAAACCAGCGCUGGAAUCCAGUGACUGGCUACAGUAGCAGAGGCCUGCCCACGGACAGGUACAUGUGGAGUGACGCGUCGGGAUUGCAGGAGUGCACCAAGGACAACACCAAGCCUCCGUCUCCCCAGUGGGCGUGGGUGUCUGAGUGGACCAUCGACUACGGCGUUCCGGGCGGGACAGACCGGGAGGGCUGGCAGUACGCAGCGGAUUUUCCAGCGACCUUUCAUGGAUACAAAACCAUGAAGGACUUUGUGAGACGCAGGCGAUGGGCAAGGAAGUGUAAGAUCACAACGACGGGCCCCUGGAAGGAAGUCCCGCCCCUCCCGCUGUGGGACGUCACCCUCCUGCCCUGCUCGUCCCAGGGCGGCGCGGAGCAGGUCUCGCUCUGGGCGAUCAGCAAGAAGGGCGACGUCCUGUGCCGCCUCGGAGUCACCCCACAGAACGCAGCGGGAACCUCCUGGCUUCACGUGGGCACAGAUCAGCCUUUCAAGUCCAUCUCGGUGGGCGGAGGCUACCAGGUGUGGGCCAUCGCCAGGGACGGGUCCGCUUUCUACCGCGGCUCGGUGUCUGCUCAGAACCCUGCGGGGGACUGCUGGUACCAUAUCCCCCCUCCAGCCCGGCAGAAGCUGAAGCAGGUGUCAGUGGGGCGCACGUCGGUGUACACCGUGGACGAGAACGGUAACCUGUGGUACAGGCAGGGCCUGACCCCCAGUUACCCCCAGGGCUCGUCAUGGGAGCACAUCUCCAACAACGUGCGCAAGGUCUCCGUGGGACCCCUGGACCAGGUCUGGAUAAUCGCGGACAAAGUUCAAGGCAGCCACAGCCUGAGCUGCGGUACCGUCUGUCACCGGGUCGGGGUCCAGCCUAUGGAGCCUAAGGGCCAGUCGUGGGACUAUGGGAUUGGAGGUGGGUGGGACCACAUUUCGGUGAGGGGGAACUCCCAGGAUGCGCCGAGGAUCGUCAUCCCUUCGGCAGCGCAGGCGGCUGCAGGCAGGCCCAGCGGGAACAGGGCCCAGCUGCAGCUGAAGGAGCAGGAGGAAAUGAACGGAAACGCAGUCAGCUGCUAGUCUCAGUAUUGUAGCUCUUAGUCUGUGCAGCUCGAGGUAACACCCCUCUCCCCUCUUUCCCUGGGUACCUGACAUCUUCCGCCGGUGAUGUUCUGUUGCUCCUGACAGAUCCCUGUCCUUCUGAUCCUAUCCUGCCCUCUGUCCUUAUACCCUCCUUUCCCAAUUUCUCUUCUUUCCCAAGACUUUUUUAUGGUUUUAUUUGUUGAUUUUCUGUUUUUACCCUUUUCCUCACAGAGAGACUGAAAUAACUUUUAAAAAGUUGUGCGAACCCCAUCGUUUGCUGUCGAGAUCAGUUUUUUUCUCUGUCUGAAGUUAGCCUUGUGUUUAUUUAUUGACGUUAUUUUGUUUGCUUUGAGAGAGCGUGUUGUUGUCUGUCCCUUUGGAAACUACGGGGUGUCUGUCAGUCGAACCUUUAGACUAACAACAGUGUGGUGCCGGAAUCGAUGUAGCAACAUUUCAGGUAGCUCGGGUUUAAGACAGCCAGCUCCGUUCACACUCCAGUGAUGAAAUACGUCUGCAGUUUCCUGACAAUCAAACUGAGGGCAGGAACACAUUUUUAAAGAAUCACUUUGAGUUUUGGUUUUUAAAUAGGAGGGUGGGAUUUUUUUACGUUUUUUCUUUUUUUUAAAUAAUUCUAAAUGUGAUGCCUAACAGAGCCCAGCUGUACAACUACCAGAUGAGUCGACACAUCAGGGAAAAAGAGACUAAACGUUUAGCUGUACAUUCCUGUGGACUUCACCUCUGACUAGGUCUGCGCCCGUUGAACUCCUCCUUCAGGUGCAGCACGCAGUCGUGAUUUCCAGAUCACAGCCUUUUCUUCCUCCUCCAGAGUGAGUUACUACCUACUCCUUUUCCACAAUGCAUUUUUGUCCAGGUCACCCCCCCCCCACUGUGGGGAACAGGCAGUAGCAUCAACUGUCACGUUAGCUUUUCGCAUAAAAAAACGAGCAAAUAUUUGUAUGGAAAAACAGAACAGGGUGUCAAGCAGCUGGUUCGAAAGAUGUGGUUAUCUGUAUGCUGGUGAAUGUGCUUGCACUGGGCACCACACAUGGAAAUGAGAGAAGAACAACGCUAGACCUGGUGUAGCAGCAGGGAUCCCCCUUUCUCAGUCUCAGGAACUCCUCUUCUCACCACAUCGCAAGUCUGAGUGCGCUGAUCCAGAACUACGUGUGUGUGUGUGUAGAGACAAACAGAGUCUGUGUGUUCUAAGGGUUUUCAAAGACAAAGACUUGUUUAUUUUCAUUUUAAUGCGUUUUUGUCUUAAUUAAUUACAUUAAGACCACAGUUCCCCAAAAGCACUUUAGUAUCAUCGAUGCAAGGGAUAAAAUAACUUAAGUUUGCUUCAAACGUGCACGUAGAAGUUGAAUUUAGGAAAGUCAAAAUCCUGCAUUUCAGACAUUAACCAAAAUAUUCCAAGAAAGAAAAUGCCCCUCCAGCAUUAGGUGUCUGUUUCAGAGAGAGCUGUUUAGGUUCAAAUCUAAAAUCACAUGAGAUAGUGUGAGAAUUUUAAAUGUGGAUGUGCAACUUUAUACAAUAUACCGUAUUUUAAAGACGUGGUUACCAAGUACCACUGCUUGUAAGCACUGAUGCAUCUAUAGUGAGCUCGGGGCGGACAGUGGAAAUCCGACUGCAUUUCAGUUACUGUACAUCAGAUUGUUUCAUAGCGAUAUCUGUUGCAUUCCAAUCAAUGAUACCAUGAGCUUGGUUCCCCUUGUGGUUCUGUUUGUAAGCUAAAACAAGUCACAAUGAUUUUUCAGACUGUUAUCACUAAAGAGAAUAAUCAGAUACAGCAAACGGAUGUAUACUGGUGCUGUAAUAUGUGCACAGACUGUCCCCAGGAACCUGCAUGGAUAAUAUGUGCUUAAUAAAUGUUUUAUUGUUUAAGCCGUGGGUCUUGCUGUGGUCUCUGAGUGUUCAGUCCCAGCAGAGGCUUCUGAGUAGCUUGCAGACCAAAUGUACAGGAGCCAUUGUAAAAGCUGUCUGUGACCUCAUGAUUACACAGGACAUUUACUUACACCAAGCAGGACAGCAAGCUGAGUAAUAUAUACAUAAUGUGGAUGCUAUUUUUUUUGUUCUGCAAAAAACAACUGCUGGUAACCAAAAAACAUUUGAUCAAUUUUUAUUUUACAGUAUUUCACCAUGUAAAUGCCAAAAGAUGUACACAGAACAUUUAAAAUAAAUGGCACAGGUUAAUUCACUAGUAUUUUAGGGUUUCUUAGGCUUGUUAUGAAUUCCAUUCAAAUACUGUUUCUAUUUUCUAGCGUUUGCCUUUGAGGUCUUUUGGGGAGUGUCCAUGAUUAGCCCAGCGUGGUAUCUCGGCAGAGACAACUGUAAUUGAACUCAUUUACAUGAAGCUGUUUAAACAGGGUCAAGAACCUUGACGGCUCAUGACCGUGGUUCUUCAGACAUGGUGAUGUGUGUGUGGAAAUCAUUCAGGAUCAUUUUAGCACAACACAAAUCUACAGCGUGAUUCCCAUACAAGUACAGAGAGAGAAAGCAGUCACAUAAUGUAAGUCCUUAAGCUUUUCAAUAUUAAACAUCCCAUCUUUAGACCAUUUUAUGCACUCCAAAAUGUAUCUAGCAAUUCCAGAAACAGACAUAUACUACAGAUAGCUCUGAUAGCUCCAGAAUACGAGGCUUAAAGACUAUAACAUGGAUUUUUAAAUAAAUUACCAUUGUUUCAUUUGGGUAUGAUGGCAUGUGCUACAAUCAGUCCAUCCUGCUUCAUCGCUGAAUUAAAAUCAUCUACCUUGAAGCAGUACUCCAUGCUUGCCUUCAAAGGAUUAACGUUUUUCACUCGCAUGCCAAAACCACUGCUAACAGCCGGAAAAACACCCCCUAAAAAAAGCAAGAAACAGCACGGCGACCUAGAACACCGGCCCAAGGAACAGCACGGCGACCUAGAACUGGCCUAUAAAAUGGACAGUUUAAAAGGCACAAACAUCUUGAGAUCUAUAAAAAUGCACACAUGUACAACACUCCACUGGAAUGGUGAAUUCCAUAAAUACAGUGACCUAAUAGUCCAAAACCGAUUUCACUCAACUUGCAUUUAAUGCUUACAGGAAAAUUAUUAAAAUGCAGAAACUGGUUAAUUUGAGUUACAGAACACACCCUACUUUCUGGGCCUGUGUCAGCCAGUGAAAGCCAGUUAAGGUUAAUACACAAGCCUAAGCAACAUAUAACAAAAUGUGCUGAAAGAUUCCAGGGAACAUGUUUUCAUUGCACCUGAGAUCUUCACGGCCUACAUGAGCUCAAGUGGUGCAACUGCUCAGGUUUUCAAUGGCUGAUAAAGAAACCUUCACCAUACAAUCAGCAAUUUACAAGAAAAUAAUUUCAGAUGCAUAGAGCAUCUCUGGAACUAAUAGAUGUUUAAAGAAGAGUCUAUAAAACACUUAUAACAGGUUUUCACAGCUGUGAUUCAAUUAGUGGCUGUCAGAUCUCCUUCAGAUCAUCCCAGAUGCCUGCUGCUUUAACGAUGUUGCCAAAUUACAAAUUUAGUUGGGGUGGUGUUUUUUUUUCUUUUUGAAGCCACUAGCUUGUACAUUUGAUAGGAACAGGAAAAUGAGCUCUAAGUGGUAAAGCAUUUCUAAAUCUUUACAAAUAACUGCAUCAGGUCAACUUUCUUCAAAUCUGUGGAGAGUUUUGACAAAA